Ochotona princeps (American pika) is the source of this 3814-nucleotide messenger RNA. RefSeq names its product peptidase M20 domain containing 2 (gene PM20D2). Lineage: Eukaryota; Metazoa; Chordata; Mammalia; Lagomorpha; Ochotonidae. The transcript has 7 exons. Bases 23 to 1513 code for a protein of 496 amino acids. Gene Ontology annotation, molecular function: dipeptidase activity. The record is from RefSeq and is a predicted model, not a curated record.
AAUCGCCACGCCCGCCGGGGCAAUGGAAGACACAGCGCUGCCAGCAGUCCAGAAAGUCCUAGCAAGCCCAGAACCCCGCCUUCCCCGGGGCGGGCCCGCACGUCGCCGGGGUGAACCGGGCUGCUGGGUGCCACGAAGGCUCAGUGGGCAGCUGCGAGGCAAGGAACGUGCGGACGGUCCAGGGUCACCUGCCCAGGACGUGAUGAGACCCGGAGAGGAGCGGCCCUUGGAGGAGGGCGCAUGCGUCGCUGUCUCUGAGCUGGAGCUGCUGAAGUGGCGCGCGGCGGAGCGCAUCGACGAGGCGGCCGAGCGCCUGGGGUCCCUGAGCAGCGCUAUCUGGAGCGAGCCCGAGCUGGCCUACGAAGAGCACCAUGCUCACCGCGUGCUGACGCGCUUCUUCGAGCUCGAGCCCCCCGCCGCCUCCUGGGCGGUGCAGCCGCACUACCAUCUGCCCACGGCGUUCCGCGCCGAGUGGGAACUGCCGGGCGGCGACGUGCACGGGGCUGCAUCGCGCCCGCUGCACCUGGGCUUCCUCUGCGAGUAUGACGCGCUGCCAGGCAUCGGGCACGCCUGCGGCCACAACCUCAUCGCUGAGGUCGGGGCGGCGGCGGCGCUGGGCGUGAGGGGGGCCCUGGAGGCCUUUCCCGGACCGACUCCACCGGUCAAGGUGAUUGUUCUGGGAACCCCUGCAGAAGAAGAUGGUGGUGGCAAGAUUGAUUUGAUUGAAGCAGGGGCCUUUCAAAACCUUGAUGUUGUUUUUAUGGCCCAUCCGUCCCAAGAGAAUGCUGCUUAUCUACCAGAUGUGGCCGAACAUGAUGUGACUGUAAGAUACUAUGGGAAAGCUUCCCAUGCAGCUGCCUACCCCUGGGAAGGAAUCAAUGCCUUGGAUGCAGCGGUCCUGGCCUACAACAACCUGUCUGUGUUGAGACAGCAGAUGAAACCAGCCUGGAGGGUUCAUGGUAUAAUAAAAAAUGGUGGUGUAAAACCCAAUAUCAUUCCCUGUUAUUCUGAAUUAAUGUACUACUUCCGUGCACCCUCAAUGAAAGAGCUUCAAGUUUUAACCAAUAUGGCAGAAGAUUGCUUCCGAGCUGCAGCUUUGGCUACUGGGUGCACAGUAGAGAUUAAAGGUGGAGCACAUGAUUAUUACAAUGUUCUUCCCAAUAAAAGCCUAUGGAAAGCAUAUAUGGAAAAUGGAACAAAACUGGGAAUAGAUUUCAUUUCAGAAGAUGCAACAUUGAAUGGCCCUUCAGGAUCUACUGAUUUUGGAAAUGUGACCUUUGUAGUUCCAGGGAUCCAUCCCUACUUUUACAUUGGCUCUAAUGCCUUGAAUCAUACUGAGCAGUACGCUGAAGCUGCAGGAGCACAGGAAGCCCAGUUCUACACAUUACGUACGGCCAAAGCUCUGGCGAUGACUGCAUUGGACGUAAUUUUUAAACCAGAGUUGCUAGAAAGAAUCCGAGAGGACUUUAAAUUGAAACUUCAAGAAGAGCAGUUUUUAAAUAAAGUAGAAUGAAAGACUUAGGAGUCAUUUAUGAAUCAUUAAGAAGCAAUCAUUUUUCUCCUUUAAAAUCUUUUUUUAAUGAAAAGAUGCCACACUUGAUUUCCAGUCUUAAAGGAGUUAAAUUCCUCUCGUCCAACAAGUGAGAAGAAAAUAUUACUUCAUCAAAAUGAGAAGUAUUGCAGAUCUCCACUUGGUGGGAUUGGGUACUUUGGAAGCAGGUGUGUGAUGCCACUGGAUGACUCAUAGUUUACCAAUGAUAUUAUUUCAACACGUCUGUAUGGUAUGGAAGUAUAUUACAGGAGAUUUCAAACUAGAUAUUCAGAAUUGACACCCAGGAAAGAGUUCUUGCUAUCCUACUCAUUAUAAAUUCAAAUUCUAACUUCAGGGAGAGUUCAUAUGGAAAAUCUGACUGUGUUCUGAUUUAGAGAGUGUCUGAAGUAGGCAUUUAGUCAGAAAUGCUUGUGGGAAACAUCUAGAGAGGUAGGAAGAACAAGCUUUAGUUUCACUCUUUGAAGGAUACUGAAAGCGUUCUUUGUGUGUGUGUGUUUAUAAACAGGUUAAUGUUCCCUUACACUUUUGUGGUUACAAUUAGUUAUAAUCAACUACAAUCUGAAAAUAUUAAAUGGAAAAAGAAUCCCAGAAGUCGGCAGGUCACAUAUUUUAAAAGUGUGUGCUGUUCUGAGUGGAUGCUAAAGUGUCCCGCUCUCCCGGUCCUCCUCCAGCACACUCAGACAGUGAGUGAGCUCGGAGAGUAGGGUCAGUAUCAAUGCUGUAUAUACCACCUGCCUGUUAGUCACCUGUGGCCACCUUGGUUACCAGAUUAGCUGUUGGGAUUUUGCAGCACUUGUGAUCAGGAACCCGUAUUUUACCAAGGCACAAGGGUAGUGAUGCUAGCAUUUUAUAGUAUGCCAAAGAAAAGCCAUAAAAUGCCUCCUUUAAAUUGAAAGUUACCAUUCUUUGUUUAACAGGGAAAGGAAAAAAGAAUCCUAUACUGAGGUUGCUAAUAUACCUGGAAAGUAUGACUCUGUGAAAUUGGGAAGAAGAAAAAAGAAAUAGGUGCUCACUUUGUGGAUACACUUCAGGCUGCAAAAGUUACAGCCACGGUGCGUAGUAAGCACUUCAUGUAAAAUGGAAAAGGCAUUAGGUCAGUGUAUUGAUGUGUAGAAAAGAAUAGUAUACCUAGACAUCCACUGAUGGGUCUGGGACUGUAUCCCCUGUGGGUAACUCUGGGACAUGGUGUUAGAGGAAUUCCUAAAUUAAUAGUAGAAAUGAUACACUAACAGGACUGGACUGUUCCUGCAAGCUGUUUGCAUCAUAGCCCAAGAUGUUCUGGAAGGGUAGGAGAGGCACCGCUGGUUUUGAGCUCUGCUGUUUUGAAUCUGCUUGCUUGUACCUGGCAGCUUGGGGCUUCUACACAGAAGCCAGGCUGCACAACCUGGCUGGAUCGUACCAUUAUUUAUUGAGUUUACGAGAGACUUGGAGCUUCCUAAAGCCUCUUGCUAGCCUAGUAUUAGUUUAAAAUGACAUUUUUUAGACCUUUAGUAUGAAUUUCUUCAAGAUGAUGAAAGAGAGGUAAAACAAAUAUUUUAAGCUGUGAAUCUAGUAAAGCUAGUAUAAACUGUGAAUAUUAGAGCCUAAUUUUUCAGGGGAAUUCUGAAAUGAGAGUAAGCCUUCCAGGAAUGGAAGGGGAAGGAGAGGAAAGUGAACAAGUCCUUCCGUAAGAUCUGAUCACUUACACUUUCAGUCAGCAUGCCCCUUCUCAAUGCACCUGCCUGCUGAGAACAAGUGGCCUUUACAUCUUUAAAACAGGUUGAUUUGAAAGGCUGAGAGCUUCCUUUUGCUGAUUCACUCUCCAAAUGGCUACAGUAGCAGAGUCAGGUCAAGCCAAGCCUGGAGCCAGAAACUCCAUUCAGGUCUCCCACUUGGCUGGCAGGGCCAGAUGUGCUGCUUCCCAGGCACAUUAGCAGGAAACUGGAUUGCAAGCUCAGGCAGCACUGGAUCCCAGACACUCAGAACUCACUAUGGGAAGUAGGUGCUAUGACACAACACCCACCUUGGAUUUUUUUUCAAAUUACAGAGAUUGCAUGAUGCAACAAGCAAAACCUAAAAUAAUGUACUAACUGGCCCUUUACCAAAAACUUUGCUAGCCCCUAUUCCAUGUAACAAACAGAGCUUGUUUCUUUUUGACUUAAAUCAUAUCAUCAGCUCUCCUAUGAUAUAACUUUAAGCCUCUGAAUUCAAAACAUUUGAGAGAAAUUUAAACCAAAUGCCUUGCUAGGUUGGCUUUGAGGUUAUGAUGCAUGAGCAGUUUCU